Molecule: messenger RNA, 501 nt
Organism: Aspergillus viridinutans
Lineage: Eukaryota; Fungi; Ascomycota; Eurotiomycetes; Eurotiales; Aspergillaceae
Exons: 2
Biological process (GO): protein phosphorylation
Molecular function (GO): protein kinase activity; ATP binding
Source: RefSeq, a predicted model, not a curated record
AUGAAACUUUUUCAUGACAACGGUGACCCGGGUUUUACAAAAAAGGGCCGUGACUUGAAUCGUUUCCGCUGCGAGUUAAAUGCUUACAGAAACCUCCAUUCAUUUGGUGUAUGUGAGCGCGGGUUUGUUCCUUACUAUUAUGGUUAUAUUGAUCGCCUUGACCCAAUCAAAUUCCAUCCACAUCUAACUCAUUUUGCGAAUGACCUGCACAAUCCGAGAGGUAUCCUGCUCGAGUACCUGCAAGAGACAGAGGAGCUUAACUGUGUGAACUACUUGGAUUGCCGCUUUCAAAUCGCCAUCCAUGGACUCCGGGAAAUUCACGACGCACUGAUUCAGCACCGUGAUGUCUAUCCAAAAAAUAUCCUCAUUGCCCGGGAAAGAGUCGUUUGGAUAGACUUCGAUGUUGCUGUAACUUUCCCAGAUAAAGAAUCAAUGGACUUGCAGGCGGAGGAAUAUUGCCAGUACGAAAUCAAGUUGCUUGAGAGCUUUGGGGAGCUUUUG